Triplophysa dalaica is the source of this 1905-nucleotide messenger RNA. Its product is annotated as peptidase inhibitor 16. Lineage: Eukaryota; Metazoa; Chordata; Actinopteri; Cypriniformes; Nemacheilidae. Bases 261 to 1079 code for a protein of 272 amino acids. Gene Ontology annotation, cellular component: extracellular region. The transcript is spliced from 6 exons. The record is from RefSeq and is a predicted model, not a curated record.
UAAUGUAGAGUGUGUGAGAUGUGUAAUCUGAGCGUUCAGAACAGGCGGGGUGGGAGUUACAGACUGGGGUGCUGAAAGGGUCCAGUACGUCAUGUGAAACUGUAAAGCCAACUGGUGUUCAUCUCUCAGUUGCUUUCUCUCUCUCAAGCACACAAACUGAGGGAGAACAUUAACAUGCCCUAAAGGAAAAACGAAGAUUUCUGUCACGAGGCAAGUCCACAGACAACAGGAGGAGAAUUUUACCAUUGACUGCAGUCAACAUGUAUGGGAAUACGGCCCUCCGGAAUGCCGGUCUCUGGAUUCUUCUGAGUUUAGCGGCGGGUCACCUGACAGAGCAACAGACAUCUACCAUCGUAGAUAUUCACAAUGAUAUCCGCUCGCAGGUCAAGCCCAGCGCUGCCUUCAUGCAGAAAGUGGUAUGGGACGAGACAUUGCGUCUGGUGGCAGAAGCAUAUGCAACCAAAUGUAUCUUGGACAACAACCCUAAACUCAAGAGCCUCAAACUGGGGGAAAACCUCUUUGCAACCACUAGACCAAUUAAUGUUACCGAAGCAAUGAAUAACUGGAUUCUACAGAGUCAUUAUUAUGAUUAUGAAAACAACUACUGCACUGAAGACGAAAUAUGUGGUCACUAUACUCAGAUGGUGUGGGCGGACAGCAAACGAAUCGGAUGUGCCGCUCAUGUUUGUGAGACUCUUAAGGGGCUGGAUCAAAAGUCCACUCUUCUCGUCUGCAAUUAUUAUCCGACAGGAAACUGUGAAGGACAGAGACCAUAUCAGUCAGGAAUGUCGUGCUUAAAUUGUCCAGAGGAAUUGUCAAUGUGUGAGAAGAACAUCUGUGUGAAAAAACGUCCAUCGGAGGAUUCACCUGAAGCCACAAAACAUCCAGCCGCCUCAACCAAGCAAAACGCCACCCCACCCCGUACACACGAGCCCACCUCUGUUCCUGAAGAGCCCACUGAGGGACACAGUAGAAUAAGGAAGACAGGCAUUGAUGUCAUAAAGGCUGGAACAGAGGUGGAGAAAACUUUAGCACCUCUGCUGAUGCUCGUCUGGCUUUCUGCAGCUUUCAUUCUGUGAAAAAAUCCAUUUGGACACACAGACACACAAAACAAACAUGCCAUAAUUAAUUUAGGGUACAAAUGUUUGACUCAUAACUGCCAAGUUUGUAGCUUCAUUUGACUAUGUGAUAUAAAAGACUAUUUCAAACAUAAUAUUGAUGAUAAAAUAAAAAUUAAAUGUUCAUUAUAAUGUUUUAUGUUCAUCAGUUAUAGAAAGUUUUUUACAUUUUAUAAGUAUAUCCAGUUUCAGAUCUUGUCAUCUCAAUUUCAGUGUUUUCAUGUUUACUGUACGGGCAAAUAAAUGGUCUCUAAUUAUUGUUUGCUUUAACAUGGAUAUAUUUGUGGAGCGUUUGACGCAGCAGUUAUAUCGCUUUUGCAUGACAAUCAUGCUUUCAAUAGAUUUGCAGUAGCAUUAGUUUGAAUCAUAGCUUGAAAUUGACAGGCGUGCAAGCACGAGAAAUAUUGUACCCUUGCAAAGUUAAUAACUGAUGUAUUAUGUGUAUGUUUGUCUCUUUAUUUGUAAAUGUCAUUUGUGUUUUUUUUUUAAUUCCAAGGCAUUUCUUAGAGAAAUGGUGAGAAACUGUAAUUGAAAAUAUCUGAAUGAACUGGAAUAUUUGUUAAAAAUCUCCGAUUGAGUUUACAAGUUUCUCUGAUAGUUUAUCCACCAGGUUAAUGCUCAUAUUAACAUCGUGAUUUUAGCCCCCUCUUUGGUCAUUUAUACAGUCACAUUGUUACCUAUGUUUACUGCCAAUAAUAUCUAAUGACCAUCAAUACUUUUUAUCAGGGUUGAUCUUGUACUUUGGAAUAAACAAAUCCCACUAGAUGGCAGUAGAACUCAAUAUAAA